AUGACUGACAUGAAUGAAUGCAGUGGAGUUCGUUUAGUUUUGCCUCAGAUCUAUUUAAAAUGGAUGUGCGGCGCUGCUGCGACGUGCGGCACCACUGCUGCUGCAACGGCGACGUGCGGCACUGCUGCUUCUGCGACGGCGACCUGCUCAUCAAUGGAAAACUCAAAUUUAGAUGAGCAACAUACAGAAGUUGAAGUUUCAUUAGAAGAAAGUGAUAGGGAAGAAACAAGACAGAUUGUUUCCGAAAUAGGAGUUGGAAAUUCGAGAGACCCCUAUAUCGGUAAGGAGUUUCAGUCACUUGAUGAUUCAUUUAAAUUUUAUCUCGAAUAUGCUCAUCGUAGCGGUUUUAGUGUACGUCGAGGUCGUAUGACUAAGUCAAGAAAAGAUAAGUCAAUAAUUGGUCAAGAGUUUGUCUGUUCAAAGCAAGGAUUUCGUUCAAAGAAAAAUUUAGAAAGUAAUAAACCACGAGAUGAAACCAGAGAAGGAUGCAAAGUGUUGUUAUAUAUGUCAAAGAAAGAAGAAGUCAAAAAUUCUUGCGAUCAAAAAGAAAAAAAUUUGAUGCCCCAAAAGAAUCUUAUUGAUUUACUUGAUAACUCUGGAGUUCGUCCAAGUAAAAUAGCAUCAGUGUUGAUGAAUCAAGUUGGGGGUAUAGAUCGACUGAAUUUAACAAGUCAAGAUAUCCAGAAUUAUUUGCAAACUAGAAGACAAAAAAAUCUUGAAAAAGGAGAUGCACAAUUAAUGCUACAAUAUUUCCAAAGGCGUCAAUCUGAAAAUCCAGGUUUCUUUUAUGCAAUUCAAAUGGAUGUAGAUGGUCAUUUAGCUAAUUGUUUUUGGGUUGAUGCUAGAUCUAGGAUUGCUUAUAAGAAUUUUGGGAAAGUAGUUGUUUUUGAUCCUACAUAUCUGACAAAUAAAUAUAAGAUGCCUUUUGUUCCAUUUACUGGAGUUAACAAUCAUUAUCAGUCUAUUUUGUUUGGUUGUGCUCUACUUUGGGAUGAAACUCAAGACACUUUUGAGUGGUUACUUCGUACUUGGCAAGAGGCAAUGUUCGGAGUUGCGCCUCAUACAAUCAUAACAGAUCAAGAUUCUGCCAUAACAAAUGCAGUUGCAACACAAGUUUAG
Messenger RNA from Solanum verrucosum, 1119 nucleotides. Its product is annotated as protein FAR1-RELATED SEQUENCE 5-like. NCBI's taxonomy places the organism in Eukaryota, Viridiplantae, Streptophyta, Magnoliopsida, Solanales, Solanaceae. Bases 1 to 1119 code for a protein of 372 amino acids. The transcript has 5 exons. The record is from RefSeq and is a predicted model, not a curated record.